Messenger RNA from Eublepharis macularius, 1027 nucleotides. RefSeq names its product ST8 alpha-N-acetyl-neuraminide alpha-2,8-sialyltransferase 1 (gene ST8SIA1). NCBI's taxonomy places the organism in Eukaryota, Metazoa, Chordata, Lepidosauria, Squamata, Eublepharidae. Gene Ontology annotation, molecular function: alpha-N-acetylneuraminate alpha-2,8-sialyltransferase activity. The record is from RefSeq and is a predicted model, not a curated record. Gene Ontology annotation, biological process: oligosaccharide metabolic process; N-glycan processing. The coding region runs from base 2 to 1027 and encodes 341 amino acids. The transcript has 5 exons.
GAUGGCCUUGUGCAAAGGGCCCCGCACCCGCCUGCCGGUGGGCGCCAGCGCCCUGGGCUUCUUUGUCCUCGGCUGGCUCUACAUCUUCCCGGUCUACCGGCUGCCCGACCAGAAGGCGAUCGUGCAGGGGGUCUUGCUGCAGCAGGGCAGAGCCUGGAGGAGGAACCUCACCGCCGCCGCCGGCUUCAGGAAACUACUUGAAGAUUGUUGUGACCCCGCUCAGUUCUUUGCUAUGACAAAACAGAAUUCUCCUGUGGGAAAGAAUCUCUGGUUUGACGGGGAAUUUCUAUACUCCUUCACCAUCGACAACGAAACAUUCUCCCUUUUCCCCAAGGCAACCCCAUUCCAGCUGCCAUUGAAGAAGUGCUCCGUGGUGGGAAACGGUGGGAUUCUGAAGAGGAGUGGCUGUGGCAGACAGAUAGAUCAAGCGGACUUUGUCAUGCGAUGCAACCUUCCUCCUCUGUCCAGACAAUACAGCAGAGAUGUUGGGUCCAAGACUCAGUUGGUAACAGCCAAUCCCAGCAUCAUUCAGAAAAGGUUUCAGAACCUUCUGUGGUCUCGAAAGGCCUUUGUGGACAGCGUUAAAGUCUACAACCAGAGCUACAUCUAUAUGCCAGCCUUCUCCAUGAAAGGGGGGACUGAGCCAUCACUCCGGGUUUAUUACACCCUAGCAGAUAUUGGUGCCAAGCAGACCGUGAUCUUCGCUAACCCCAACUUUCUGCGUGAUACUGGAAAGUUUUGGAAAAGCAAAGGAAUCCAUGCUAAGCGACUGUCAACUGGCCUCUUCUUAGUCAGUGCAGCCCUGGGCUUGUGUGAAGAAGUAACGAUUUAUGGGUUUUGGCCUUUUUCAAUGGACCUGCAUGGGAAAUUUAUCAGCCAUCAUUACUAUGACAACGUCUUGCCGGAUUCGGGAUUCCACGCUAUGCCGGAGGAGUUCUUACAGCUUUGGUUUCUUCACAAAAAUGGAGUGUUGCGAAUGCAGCUGGAACGUUGCGAGGAUGACCCUUUAUCUCAUUCUGCUGCUUGA